Macrobrachium nipponense is the source of this 4150-nucleotide messenger RNA. RefSeq lists its product as uncharacterized. The coding region runs from base 437 to 3448 and encodes 1003 amino acids. Gene Ontology annotation, molecular function: sequence-specific DNA binding. Lineage: Eukaryota; Metazoa; Arthropoda; Malacostraca; Decapoda; Palaemonidae. The transcript has 6 exons. The record is from RefSeq and is a predicted model, not a curated record.
UGCUUUCCACGUGAUAGAACGAGUGAAGGCCCACAGAGGUUUCAUUCAAUGAAAUAAUAAUAUGAUCGGACUACUUACUGACCGUUCACAUGUCCUGGGGAACUCAGAUUUUCUUGUCCCUGUGUUUACUGAUACGUCUAAUUUCGGUCUACGCUGAGCGGAUUUUUCUGUAAAGGCGUCCAUCAGUGUCUAUGCAUCUUGUAUGUCGUUCAUUGUGAUGGAAAUGUCGAUGUAUCUUGCAUAUAGACUUCAGGUUUUAUGGUGACCGAAUCCACCAUCUACUUGGCAGGAUAAUUCGCCUUCGUGGGCGUUAAAUGGUGCUUCUUUUGUGCAUGUUUGGUGAGGUUGCUUGCGAACAGUACUACAUGUGAUCGAGCAUUAUGUUUAUGGUGGCAUCUACUGUCACCUUAGUAAAACAAGCUAUCGACGUCCACUAAUGCGAUUCUUCGGCUGUUUUUUUAAAGUUUUCAAGAUGUCUGUGAAUUCCCCUGCUGAUCUUAGUUCAUCGGUCUUGAAUGACGUCCCGACUGUCUCCAAUGCAGCAAGUGCCGUUAACUGUUCAAACAGCGGAGCUGAAAUGGAUCGUGAUAAUGACGAGAGAAAUGUGCACGAUCCACUAAGCGACCCUUUGGCAGAAGAUAGUGUGGAGAUACUACCAGAGUUUGAAAUCAAAGAGGAACCAUAUGAUUUUUAUGAAGACAACAUUACAGAUACAGGGAGUCCAUGUUGGAUAUCCGAUGGUGUCACUCUCAUCGGCGAAAAUGACGACGACAUCGAGCUCGAGGAUGGGAUCCAAUUGGAAGACAACAGCGACCCCUUUGACUACAUCGAGAAACUCAACAAUUCUCAUGAAGACAUUAUGGAUGUCUCACCCAUUCAGAAGUACCCAAACAAAGGCAGGAAAUGGAAGCAAAAGCCUUACGGGUACACGAGAAAGAUUCUCAAGAACUUUGUCCCCUACGAAGUAGAUGUUGACGAUGACAUGGAUGACGGGCUGAUGGUAACGGUCGAGAAUGCAGCAGCCUUCAAAGAUGACCUGGAAGAAUUUGGCUGGAGACACAAAAGAAUGACCGACGCAGAUUUGGCCAGGCGUAGGAGGGAGUUUGAGACCCAUUUGAUGCGAUGCAAAGUCAACAUCAAGGUGAUGCAGGCACGCCUGGAUGAGGAACGAGGGAAGAUGCUGAGGAUCCAGAAUUCUCUGAUGAACAUCAGGAGGAGGCAAAAGCGACACGAGAUGAAGAGGAUGCAGUAUGGAGGUAGCGUAUCCGAAGUCAUGGAUGACCCAGCUGUUGGCAUCAGGUAUUCAAAACUGGGCUCCGAGGGGAAGAAUUCCCUCGCCUUAAAUAUCGAGGAUGGUGAGGGGAAGAAAGAAUCCUUGGUGGCCAUGAAAAUGAGGAUGGCUCGGUUGCGGGAAAUCAAGGCGAAAAAGGCUCUCGAGCAGAAGAGGUCUGGGGUUGUCGACUACCAAAAAGAACUGGAGAAUAAGCUGAGGAUGGCCAGGCUGAGAGAGAUCAAAGCCCAGAAGGCUUUAGAGAGGAAGCUGAAUCUUGAACCUGAACCAGGUAGGGCCAAACUGAAACCACUCAAAAUACCAAAGCCGGAGGAGUGCAUCAACGGCGAAGAUUAUGAGAAGGUGCUGGAGGCCAAGUUGAGGAUGGCCAGGCUUCGUGAAAUAAAGGCGAUGAAAGCUCUCGAGCGGGUUAACAACGAGGACAGCGAUAAAACGGACGAGUUUAAGAUCAAGAAGACAAAGGUGAAGAGGCUAAAAAUGAAAAUCAAGACCCACAAGCCUUACGACGAGUUGGAAAUGAAGGCUAAGAUGGCAAAGCUCCGAGAAAUAAAAGCCCAGAAAGCUUUGGAGAGAAAGAAACUGGAAGAAUCAGGUGAAGUGCCAAUCAAAGAUAAGAUGGAAAAGAAGAGGAUUUUGGUAAAGAAAAGAAAACUGGAGGUUGACAGGGGCUUAGAAGCUCCUUCCACGUCAAACGGAGGCGAACCCAGAGAAGACAUACCCCAUGUAAAUAUAAAGGCUGAGGAAAAAGAGGCAAAACCAGAGGUUCACAUUGCCACAUCACACAUGCUGUGGAAUGUCUUGAGUCGCAUCAAGAUGGAGCCAUACCAGGAGAGCGCUUCUGCAACCACUCCUGACAGCACCAUGACUAAUUAUUUCUCCAAUCAGGGUAAGAAUAAUCCAACUCCUUCAGAUAUUCCAAAGCUGGUGAAAGAAUUCAUGUGUCGUGAUGACGUCUCUAAAAUCAGCACAACUUCUCCAUAUGCCAUGUCAAAUUCCACGACUGCGGUACGACACCGAAUGCACUACCUGCCAAUCCUCCACAAGCAAUUUGAAGCGGAGAAUGGCAACGUAUGUUCGUACGCUUCGUUUUGUAGUUACGUGCCUCAGAAUGUUAAGAAACCUCACGCUUGGCAGUGGAAAUUCUGCCCCUGCUUGCCCUGUAUCAAUCCCGAACUGAAAUUUGAGAAGAUGAUAUCCGAAGGUAUACUGAAAAUGGACGGCAUCGAACUCGGGGACAUUCUGCAUGACGACGCUAAAGAAAACAUGCUCAUGGUACAGCUCAGAGAGUUGAGGGACAGUCGUCAGUUUUUCACUUACGAUGCGUGGGAGAGAAACUCGAGCGGAACAAUUAAUGCCAAACGACGGACUGCAAGCGAGCCCAUUACUGCUGUGGUUACAAAGUUCUUGGAGGAAUUAAGCAUGCUGAAGUCUCAUAUCCAGAGGUCAUUUUAUCAGUACCAUGCAGCCAAGUUGGCGCGAGAUCGCGGCCUGCACUGUGCCGACGAAGUUACCUUACACAUAGAGUGUUCCCCUCUCUCCUUGUAUCGCAGUCCUGGAACAGACUCCGGUCCUUCGGAACCUGCAGCGGUAUUUACGUUUCUCACAGGGUAUCUUUGGAGUCAGAAUUGUGAGCAAGCUCUCGCAGCAGUCUCUGAAAAUAAGGACUAUUCAACGUCGGGUAUCUGGGCAGGGCUAGAGAAGAUACUACUUAGUAUAGUCAAGGCUGGUAAGAAGAAAAUCAACAUCAUUUCAGAUAGUCCUACAAACAAGUACCGUAACAAGAGCAACUUCUACUACAUGAGCGACUUUGCUCGAAUGUAUGGCGUGUGUUUCCGGUGGAUAUUUCUGGAGCUCAGUCAUCAGCUGGGAAAUGCAGAUCUCAUCAGGUUCGAAAUUGAACGCACCAUUAAGGAAGAGUUGGCCGAAAAUCCAGAUAUGUCGUUGGCUAAGAGUGAAAUACAAAAGCUAGUUCAGUCUCGUACUUCCAUCAUUCUCGAUUCAUAUUCACACGAAGAUGUGCUGAAGUACAAGUUGAAUUUACCAAAGUUAAAAGUAGUGCAAGGCACCCAGAAGUUCGACGAGGUGAUAAUUAUGCCUGAAGACUUCUGGGUAAGAGAUGUCAUAGGAUUCGACACCUUCAAAAAGCUGCCGUUUUGAGGGAAAUACUUUGUCAGUGACACGUCAACAGAUUGGAUGGAAUUUGCAUAGAGUUUUGCAUGUGACUAUUACAUAACUCUAUGCAAAUUCCUGUUCCUUUACUUUUGCUCAAAUUCAGUUGUGUGUGAAUGUAUUGCAAGCAACAGUAAGUUAAGAUGAAAGUGACUGUGGGUAGUAAGCCAAAAAUACAAAAGUGACAUAGUAGAUAUUAGUGGAUGAGAAUGUGGUGAUUCGAAAUUGAGCAAAUUAAUAUGCAAGUCACUCUGUGAGUGAAAGCGUAAUUUAAGGACAUAACAUUAAACUUUUGGAAUACGGUAGUUAAGUCGUUAUAGCUACAUUAUUUGUGUAGGUUAUUGUCUGGGGUUUGACAUAACCCCUCUAUUUCAACCUCAUUUUAGAAUCCUUAAGUUGUGGUUAUUUCAUACUCUGUCACUAAGUGCUGUUGGUUACAGCAGACUUAAAUUUCCAGAAUUUCCAGAUGGUAUUUUAGUUGGACGAUAGGACCGUGUACAAAUUAAACCGUAACUUGUGCACCAUAAAAUGGUGAAUUGUAGCAGCUGCCAACCAAUGUAUGUUGUCUUUGUUUCUGUAACUUAUUCCACUUUUAUAUUGGAACUGUACGAUAGUAUCUUUUGUGCUAGAAAAUUAUUUUAGGUAACUGUAAAUAUUUUUGAAGAAAAAAGAAUUAUAUUUUGUACUAUU